Messenger RNA from Nematolebias whitei (Rio pearlfish), 2442 nucleotides. RefSeq names its product aminopeptidase N-like. The coding region runs from base 1 to 2442 and encodes 813 amino acids. Gene Ontology annotation, molecular function: zinc ion binding; metalloaminopeptidase activity; peptide binding. Gene Ontology annotation, cellular component: cytoplasm. Lineage: Eukaryota; Metazoa; Chordata; Actinopteri; Cyprinodontiformes; Rivulidae. Gene Ontology annotation, biological process: proteolysis; peptide catabolic process. The record is from RefSeq and is a predicted model, not a curated record. The transcript is spliced from 16 exons.
AUGGGAAAAGUCUACUAUAUCAAUAAAAAUGUUGGCCUUGGAAUGCUCAUACUAGCUAUCAGCAUGCUGAUUACAAUAAUAGCUCUCUCCAUUGCCUAUGACAAGGACAGGGUCAAGAAUCAAGGUCAGCUUGGAAAAGGAGCUUCAGAAAGCAGCAGCACAUCUCCCCCCUUCACAACCCCCUUUACAUCAAAGGAACCCUGGGACUAUUAUAGACUUCCAAAGUCCCUCAUCCCUGAAUCUUACAAUGUGACCCUGUGGCCCCAGCUGCAGCCCAACAAAGAUGGGAUUUACAUUUUUACUGGACAUUCAGAUGUGAUCUUCAAAUGUAUGAAAGAAACAGACCUGAUCAUUAUCCACGCUAACAAGCUGAACUUCACCAUGGUCCUUGGGAACCAUGCUGAACUGAGAGGCCGAGAUGAAGCCACUGUACCUGCCGUACAGAAGACUUGGCUUGUGGUGAGGACGGAGUAUCUGGUUAUUCAGCUGAACAGGAAACUAACUGUGGGAACGUCCUAUGUGCUUCACACUGAAUUUAAGGGGGAGCUGGCAGAUGACCUGCAGGGAUUCUACAGGAGUGAAUACAUAGAUGAUGGAGUAAAGAAAGUUCUUGCUACCACUCAGAUGCAAGCAACAUAUGCCAGGAAAGCCUUUCCUUGCUUUGAUGAACCAGCCAUGAAAGCUAUCUUCAAUGUCACCAUCAUUCAUGACCGAGGCACAGUGGCUCUCUCCAACAGCAAGGAAAGGGAUUAUUCAGACUCAGUCAUUGAUGGUGUUCCUGUCAGAGUUACAACUUUCGAACCCACAGAGACUAUGUCCACUUAUCUGUUAGCCUUUCUCGUCAGCGAAUUCAUUUCCAUUCAGUCAAGCCAAAAUCAUUUGUUGAUUCGAAUUUGGGCUCAAAGAAAGGCCAUAGCUGACGGGCAGGGUGAAUAUGCUCUUAAUGUGACAGGGCCCAUCCUUCAGUUCUUUGAGAAAUACUACAAUACUACUUAUCCACUCUCAAAGUCAGAUCACGUUGCACUGCCCGAUUUCAAUUCUGGAGCAAUGGAGAACUGGGGUCUGGUGAUGUAUAGAGAAACAGGCCUGCUGUAUAACCCCCUGCUGUCCUCCACUGGAAACAGAGAGAGAGCCACAACUUUGAUCUCCCAUGAACUUGCACACAUGUGGUUUGGAAACCUGGUGACUUUGCGAUGGUGGAAUGACUUAUGGCUGAAUGAGGGCUUUGCUUCAUACGUGGAGUACCUUGGUGCUGACUAUGCUGAGCCCACCUGGAACAUUAAAGACUACAUCAUUCUAUAUGAUGUGCAGAAGGCGUUUGCUGUAGAUGCUCUGGCCUCCUCUCAUCCUCUGUCCCGAAAGGAAGAGGAAGUCAAUGAGCCUGCUGAGAUCAACGAAAUGUUCAACACCAUUUCCUACAAUAAGGGCGCUGCAGUGCUGAGGAUGCUGUCAGAGUUUCUCACUGAACCUGUGUUUGCUAGUGGAAUCAGUGCUUUAUCAGUCAUCAACCGAGCACAAAUCAUAGAUGAUGCAUUCAAUCUGGCAAGAGCAAAAAUAAUCAGUACAACACUGGCUUUGAGAACUACAAAAUAUCUGUACAAAGAACGAGACUACAUCCCCUGGCAAUCAGCUCUGAAAAACCUCGGGAACUAUAUCCUCUUGUUGGAGCGCACUGAAGUCUAUGGAGCUUUACAGACAUACCUCAAGAUGCAAAUCAAACCACUCUUUGACUAUUUCAAGACAAUUACCUCAAAUUGGACCCAAGUACCCACUGGACACAGUGAUCAGUAUAAUCAGAUCAAUGCUAUCGGGAUAGCAUGUGGUGUGGGUGUGGAGGGCUGCAGGGAGCUGAUCAAGAGCUGGUACAAACAGUGGAUGGAAAACCCAAACCACAACCCGAUCCAUCCCAACUUGAAAAGCACCGUUUACUGCAACGCCAUAGCCUUUGGGGGAGUGGAAGAGUGGGAUUUUGCCUGGAGAAUGUUUCAGAAUGCCUCCCUGGCAUCUGAAGCUUCCAGACUUAGAUCAGCUAUGGCGUGCACCAAAAUUCCUUGGCUCUUGAACAGAUAUCUAGAGUACACUCUCGACCCAACUAAGGUCCGCAAGCAAGAUGCCACUUCCACCAUCCAGUAUAUUGCCGGGAAUGUUAUAGGAAUGCCACUGGCUUGGAACUUUGUCAGAGCAAGAUGGAGUUACAUCUCCCAACAAUACGGAGGAGGAUUGUUUGCUUUUCGUAAUCUCAUCAAUGGAAUCACAAUGAGAUUUUCCACAGAGUUUGAGUUGCAAGAGCUGAAGAAAUUUAAAGAAGAACACCACCAAUCUGGCUUUGGCUCAGCCACUUUGGCAAUGGAGCAAGCCAUAGAAAAGACCACAGCAAACAUAAAAUGGGUGACAGAAAACAAAGCUGAAGUGCUGAAGUGGUUAACUGACGAGACCAUAUGA